Funneliformis geosporum is the source of this 198-nucleotide messenger RNA. The record is from the annotation of a GenBank genome assembly. NCBI's taxonomy places the organism in Eukaryota, Fungi, Glomeromycota, Glomeromycetes, Glomerales, Glomeraceae.
AUGCAGGAUCAGGCGAUAAGUCCAAUCAUGAUUGAGGAUGAUGAUGAUAACCAGUCUAAUUCUGUUGAUAAUAGAACUCUGGAGAAUCAAGCUAAUUCUAAUGAUAAAAUCUGUGCCACUAAUAUACAGGAUAACUUGAAGAAUCAAUUUAAUGUAAAUAGCAGGAAUAAUGCUAACGUACAAGAAAGUGAAUCUUAA